AUGGGAGGAGCGAUAGGUAAAGAUCAUGGGGCGUUGGAAUACACGGAAAGAAAUAUUUAUCUUAAUUCACAGGAGACAUAUGGAAGGUUUGUUAGUUGGUAGUUUUACGACCCUUAUCACGAUUUCUAAAUCAAUGUUUGAUGUUAAGCCUUAGCUAGUCAUGUUAAGCCUUAGCUAGUCAUGUUAAGCCUUAGUCAUGAGACUUGAUGACAGUUGAGAAGCGAGAGUUUGCCGGUGAGAGUUUUCUCAACUCUCAUGCAUACAUGGCCGGUCAAACGAAACAAGGGUUGCAUGAGAGUUGAUGAUCGCGCAUUUUGGGGCGCAACGCAACUGUAUGGAUUAAAGAGCAUGUUAUGUAAAGAAAGUUUCGACAGAGUUGAAUGCGGGCCAUGCUCGCACCUUUUUAGACACCAUGCAUGCGUGGUUCUGCAUCGUAGAGAUUGUCCUGCAAGCAAAAAUUGCAACGUGCAUAGCAUGCUUUUAGUUGUGGUUAAGAAAGUUGGUCCGGCUGAAAGUCCGGCUUCUUCCAGUGUAGUAACAACACUGGACCAGCAAAAGAUUCACUAGCCAAAGAAUUACCUCUCAAGUUAAUCAACUCACAGAUUCGUAUUUGAAUAUUAACUAUAAUGUAUAUAAUAUAUCUACAUGUAGCUCCUUCCUUCAUACAUUUUGCGGGUCUCCCUGGAAAUUUUCCCCUUGUUCCUUUGUUACCCACAAAAAUUUCCUCAACAUAAAUGUUUCCUUAUCCCCUGUAAUCUAUUGGCUUGGUUCCCAUUGCAAAAUAUUCUUCCUUGUUCCCUUGAAACCCUGCAUGUGUGACCAUCAAUUCUAUAUACAAGUCGUUUCGUUCGUAUAUUCAAUACCCUCUAUUACUUUUAGGAUGAAACCAGAUCGGCCCAUAACUAUCCAUCAAAAGGCCCUGUUCUGUUUGUGGAUGAUCAUCAUUUGUCUCUAUAUCAUGGUGAAAAUCUCGAAAUUUUGGAAGUGGAUUUUAUCUAAGCUGAAACAAAAAGAUUCAAGCGAACUAGAGGAGGAUCAUGUGGAAUCACAAAAACCUGUAGAGAAAGAAACGAAACAAGAAAGUUCUAUCGCCAAUGGAGGUAUUACAGAAAUCUUUGGAAAAGUCAAAGUUAAAUCUUUGCAUACUAUAACUCUGCUACUAUACAUGCUUAUUUGUCGGACGAAAACUACAGGGAUUUUUGAGAUCACAGUCUAUAGUCUAUAAAUUUACUUGAAUCCGCGGAAUCAUCGUUAUCAUCCCACGGCUGGUUAGGGUCAUAAGGAAGGCAUGCAACUAGCCAUGCUAGGGAAACUAGGAAACCUUGUAUAUUAAUGAAACAGAAUGACUAUACAGUUUAAUCUUUUUCUCUUCAAUUCCUCAAGGAACCAAAGCUCUCGAAGAAGAAAGUUCAGAAAAAAAGACCACCCUAUCAUUAUGGGCCAGAAUAUCAGAAACUUGUCCGGAACAACCGACCUACGAAAAAUUUUUAACCCAAGCUGUUUUGUUUGGUUGUAUUAUGUUAUAUUUCUGGCUUUGUGACUUUCAACAUAUCUGGUAUAAGACAGACAAGCAGUAUUCAAGAGAUAUGUUUAUAUUUAUUUUCUUUUUGCUCGUAUUUGUCGCUUUUGUUCUCACUAUCAAACCCACUUCGGAUAAAAUCUUGAAUCGAGAUCAGACGGAAGAAUGGAAAGGAUGGAUGCAGGUUUGUAUAUAAUUGUUGUUGUUGUUGUUGUUGUUGUUGUUGUUGUUGUUGUUGUUGUUGUUGUUGUUGUUGUUGUUGUUGUUGUUGUUGUUGUUGUUGUUGUUGUUGUUGUUGUUGUUGUUGUUGUUGUUGUUGUUGUUGUUAACAAUAGCUAGUUUCACUGCUUUGUUUCAUUUGUAAAAAUACAGUAUUCGGCAUUAAGUCAUGUUAGUACAAUAGUUUGCCAACGACAUAUAUGGUCUUGUUUACGGUAUAGGUUCAGUUUGUUUGGUAUCAUUAUUAUAACGCGCAAGAAGUCUUCAAUUCUAUUCGAUGCUACAUUGGAGCUUACGUUUGGAUGACAGGAUAUGGUAAGUUUUGUAAACCUUUCAAUUCUUAUUGAAUGAAAAGCAGCGAAAAGUUUUUCAACGCAGCGAAUGCCAAAAAUGUAAUUUUGUGCCGAAAAUGUACAUUGGUGGUAAUUAAAAAACUUCAAUUUAUUAUAAGCGAAUAUAAAGUGUUGCCUAACUUCGUUUCGGCACCGCAAUUUUAAUAAACAGCGAAUCAACUUUAUAGUAAUAUAAAGAACCGGAUUGGCUUCAAAAUUAGAAUGGCAAAAAUUAUGUAGGCAAGCUAUUGUGGUAUAAUCAUACUUCUCAUUUUUUUAUAUUUUCUAUUAUAUUAUAAACAUUUUCUUCUUUUAGGGAAUUUUUGGUAUUUCUUUCACAGAAAGGAUUAUUCAUUUUUUCGUCUUUGCAAGAUGAUGUGGAGAUUAAAUUUCUUAGUUGUCAUGGUAAUGGCGAUAACCAAUCACGAAUUCGUUCGCUAUUACGUGUGUGCCAUGCAUACGUACUGGUUUCUUACUGUGUACGCCAUGUUGGCUGUCUAUGCGAAAUAUAAUCAUGUAAGUUAAAAGCCUUAAGCCUUAAUACUGUGAACAACACAUAUUGAAUCUUUUUCCUAUAAGAAGUCACGUUUUUUACUUGAAAACAUACAUAUACAAAGUUUUAUGUUCGUUUAGUCUGUAAUGAAGGAAAUAUAUUUUGGCGGGAAAAUUUCCCGCGUAAAUUUCCCGCUCUUGUAGUUUCAAGCUCCUCAUUGGUCAACCGUGCAAGACGAGAAUUUUAAUCCAAUUUUGCUUCUUUUUCAGAACCGUAAAGUCAUGGCAAUUAAGUUUAUUCUGUUCUUCGUAUUCAAUUCAAUCAUUUUUGAAUUUCCUUACCUAACGUACAAAAUAUUCUGGCCAUUUCAAUUCAUGCUCAAUGUCUGGGGAAAUUUGGAUUACUGGGUCUACAGGGCAACGUAAGUCAAUAUAGUUAUACCACGGUCAAACGCCCGUCUAUCAACUGCGUAUAUUCGAAAGACUGGAAAAUGUUUUUUCCAAUAAAUUAACUUAAGUACCUAUAUUCAGUAGCGUAGCAGCAGCCCGACGAUUUAGUCCCGCUAUGAAAAUAAUCUCGCUUUUCAAACGAAAAUGUUAAUUUAAAAAUUAUCGCCGCUUAUAAAUUCUUGGUGAACAGCAAUUUAUAUAGUAAGUUUUAUAGGUUGCAAAGCAAAAAAAGCGCAGGAACAUUUUUUGUCUGAGCCCACGAUGCCAUCUGAUGAAAUGAAUGCUCAGUGACAUGGCGAUUCCCUUUCCGGAGGUUUUCCGAGGUUUUCCGGAUGUGCUUUCUUUGUUUCCCAGUACUCUCCAUUACCCAGCAUUAACACGGUACCAAAUUAACACUGCAAAAACAUUUGACUCUUUUUACACAAAAACUUGCGCAAAAUAUACAAUGCUAAUAAAAUUGAGUAAUUUUACUCAAAAUUUUAACUUUCUGUGGGUGGAUUAUUUUACUCAGGUUUUGGGUUUAAAAAACUCAAGGACUAUUUGCAUUGAACCUUUCAAUUUUUCAGAUUAGACCACUGGGCAACAUGGACUGGCAUGCUUGUAGCUUAUAACUACCCGUACUACGACGCAUUUUUGAAAUAUCUCGAAAAAAAGGACGAAAAUCGGCGAGAAAGGGUUCUAAAAAACGGCAUAAAAAUCGGUCUGACAGUCCUUUGCCUUAUAAUAGUCGGCCUUUGGUUUAACUACCUCUUACUUGUCAAUCGAAAAUGGUACAAAAGGACUCACCCCUACUCCUCGCUUAUUCCGAUACUGGCUUACAUCUGGCUUCGAAACCUGCAUCCUUUAUUGAGGACUCGUUAUCUAAACCUGUUUAACUGGUUAGGGAAGAUCACUUUGGAAACAUAUCUAUCCCAGAUUCACAUCUACAUGAUAGGGGAUGCGAAGAAGAUUUUGGUAUAUAUCCAUAAAUACCCCAUGAUGAACUUCGCUGUGGCGACAAUUUUGUACGUAUCCGUAUCUUAUGUGUUAUUUCAUCACACAGUUUUGUUCAGUGCGUUUUUACUGCCUAGGAAUAUGCGGAUUCUUUGUAAGAAUUUUAUAAUUAGUGUCAUGUUGUUAGUGUUUUGUUACGCUUUUUCAAUUCUAUUGACCUGGGCACAUGUUUGGUAGAGAGUCUGAGCAUGACAACGAAGUACGAAGCCAUUCUUGACAAUUUUUACCCGUCUGCGUACUAUCUUGCGCAUACUGAGUUUGGGCACAGAGCAAGUACAUACAGAUAUCUCACUCAAGGUUAAUUUAGCGUAAGGGAUUUUUCCAGUUCGCCAUGUUCUUAGCAAGUGCCCUAACGAGAGGCCGUCACCCUCUGAAAACAUAUUGAAAUUUAAUGUUCCAGGGGGGGUGAAUGCCUCUCUUUAGGGGACUUGCUUAGAACAUGGCUACCAUGCAGAUAGUGAACAUGGCUACCAUGCAGUAAGUGAGACCUCUGUAUGUAAUUACUCUGUGGUUUGGAGUUAGCCGUGGUUGUUCAUCGAAGACGGGUUUUAGUUUCAUCAUUCAUGUGUCUAUAGCUGUUUAUAAAUACAGACAGAAUACUUACCCUGACGCAGAGAAAACAGUGAGACAUGAAUCCAUAUCGCGUCUUCGUAUUUCUUCCUUCGUUCAGAAUGAAUAUUUUGGAAACAGAAGAAAAAGGACACGAUAGAGCUUCACGUCUCGCUGUCUUGGUCAAGGAUUGGAUUAGGAUCAGUAUUCGUAGACAGCGAGACAUGCAUGUAUAAGGGAAGACACGUUGAGCAACUACCAGUGACCCCAAACUAAAAAUUGUCAAGUACGUCUUCGUCUUAUAUACUUCGUUGUUUUGCUCGAACACUCUAAUACCCAAACUAGUACAAACUACAUACGUCACAACUCACAAGUUGUUACGGAUCUGCAACCAAGUUGUAACAAGCUUGGUUGUUGUUAAACCGAUAUCAAGAUGUGUUCGCCCUGCCUGUUUCCAGUUGUUGUGACAAGCCUAGAACAAGUUGUUAUCAUCUUAUUACAAGAUCGAUGUUGGUAACAGACUUCGUAGAUGUUCCAACAGGCCGUUCGUGUAACAAGUUGCUACGAGCUUGUUGUCAUCAAGUUGUUAACAACUUGUCACGUGCAAACGAUAUCAGACUUGUUAGAACAACUUGUUGCGAGUCUGUUGGCCUCAUCAAUCUUGUUACAAGAUAAUAUCAACUUGUUCCAGACUUGUCAACAACUAGCAACAAGCAGUGCGAACACAUGUUGUGAAAACUGUGAGUGUUUUGCGCGUAUAGUCUGUCAAGUUUCAAAGUAAAAUUUUCUAUUUUCGUAAUUGACUAUUUGCGCAAUAGACUAAAUUUUGAUCUCAACAAAAAUUUCAUUAUAGCUUGAAAGAGCAUCACAAAAUUAGUAAUAUUCCAAAGUUUCGUUGCAAAAUGUUGUAAAAUGCGGAAAAUAUAGCCUUGCGAAAUUUGCAAUUUUCAGUCAUUUUAGAUUACAAACCGGAAAUUGACAGCCUCGAAGGGUUUGGGGCUGUCAAUUUAUUAUUAUUAUUAUUAAGUCUUUAUUAAACAUAGCCACAACAGGCGUGUGACUUUACAUUUAAAAUUCUCAUAUACAAGGUUCCAAAAAAUAAACUUAAUUAUUAUUAUGUAUCUAAGUUAAUUAUUCUUAGGUAGAAUUAUUAAAAAGACUAAGACUAAGUUAUUAUUAUGUAUCUAAGUUAAUUAUUUUAGCUAAAAUUAUUAUUUCCCGUUUGUAAUCUAAAAUGACUGAAAAUUGCAAAUUUUGCAAGGCUAUAUUUUCCGCAUUUUACAACAUUUUGCAACGAAACUUUGGAAUAUUACUAAUUUUGUGAUGCUCUUUCAAGCUGUGAUGAAAUUUUUGUCCAGACUUGUUUAGUUCAAAAUUUAGUCUAUUACGCAAAUGGUCAAUUGAUUAUGAAUGUAGAAUAACGGCAUUUUGACUUUGACCACAUGCAUACAGUGUGCCCUGGAUGUAUAGUAGAUAGUAUUAUUACACUUUCAUAAAGUAGUAUAGGUGUAGUAUGGUGUUUUAGAUGGGUGAAAUUUUAUAUAUUUUAUAUAGGUAGCUUAUAAUGUUUAUAGUGGGGACAAAAACUGGAAAAAUAUUUUUAAAAAUAUAUAAUUAUUUAGUUUUUGUAAAUGUAUAGCUUAAAAAUAAAUUUAAAAUUAGUGUUUGGUUAAAUUUCACAACAUUGUAUUACUUUGCCAAACUAUCUUAUGAGUAAAAAUGGUGCGGAAUGGACCUUUCCCCUUAUAACUAAAAUUUUGAUCUGAACAAGUCUAGACAAAAAAUUUCAUUACAGCUUGAAAGAGCAUCACAAAAUUAGUAAUAUUCCGAAGUUUCGUUGCGAAAUGUUGUAAAAUGCGGAUAAUAUAGCCCUGCGAAAUUUGCAAUUUUCAGUCAUUUUGUAUUACAAACGGGAAAUUGAUGCCCCAACACCCGAUUGGGCUGUCAAUUUCCCGUGCGUAAUACAAAAUGACUGAAAAACGGCAAAUUUCUCAAGGCUAUAUUAUCCGCAUUUUACAACAAAACGCAACGAAACUUUGGAAUAUUACUAAUUUUGUGAUGCUCUUUCAAGCUGUGAUGAAAUUUUUGUCUAGACCAAAAUUUUAGUUAUAAGGGGAAAGGUCCAUUUCGUUGCAAUUUAGUUCAAUGCUUCCUGCUGUUUCCAUGAGUGUACAAGUUACUAUACAGUAGUAAGACGGUAACUUUGGUUUUUAUUGUGAUAAUAGACCAUAAUAUAAUUCAUGUAUAAAUGGGCCAACUAUAUUAUUUUAUUUAGCUCGCAUGAUAAAACUGGACACCUGGUGAAGUAUAUGGAUCCAGUUUAAAAUGAAUUCCCUAGGACUGGAUCAAAAUUAAUUCAGUCCUUGGAGUGGAUGGAUAUCUGCAUGAUAAAGUCGCCACAGUCUGAUUUUAUAUGUUACUUCAAAAUUGUAUCUUUUCCCUUAAAUUUAUCUGUUCCUAAAAAUUUCAGUAUAUAUACUAAUAUAGCGAAAUUAGUAUAUUUAAAUGAUAAAAACUUAACUUAUUUUACCUGUCCAUUCUCGCCAUCUUACUUGUCAGUGGGAGUCCGAUCCGAUCUUGUAUAAAUAAAGGGUUACGCAAAAGCCCUUUUACUCUUGGAAAUUUUGUUGCGAUUAUCCUUUUCUAUAUGAACGAGUAGAAGACUUAUGAAUAUUCCAAGUAAAUCUACCCUCAUCUGAUCAUCCGAUCGUUCACAUCAAUCAACAGAAAAAAAUCGCACCUAAUUAAAAUCGCGGCAAAAAUUCCAUGUGUAAACGCGCCUUAAGUACGGAAGAGACGUCCCUUACUACUAGAACUCUAGGGAAAAUAUGCAGUCUAAAGCAAUUUUACUCAUUAUAAAUGAAGUUUUUUUUCUAUUUCGAUGCCAUUUCAUUAAGACACAAAAUAACUUUACUUCCCGAACUCGCUUACGAUUUUCUCACCAGAUUUUGUUUGUCCUGGAGCGCAAGUUAUUCAAAAGAAAUCUUAAUACCACUUGCUUCGUUUCAACAAUUUUCACGCGUCAGUGAUUCUGACCCAACGACCUGCCUAUCACUAGCAGGGAUAUCUCCAAGGAUAUUUCUCGCUAUGUAAUGGCUAACAAUACUUCAAGAAAAAGUUUAAUUUUCUGUCACCUCAACGAAAAUGUUCACUAGAUCAUUCUUUCUUGUUCUUGCUGUAGUUAUUUUUAAGAUACAUGUGGCACUUUCGAAGAUAUACGGUCAGGGAUUCGACGUUACAGAAUUUAAACAGGAUUGGUGUCGACAGAGAAAAGCGGCCUUGGAUUGGAAAGCGAUCCUCGAACCAUGUAAAAGAGAUUUGGAAUACAGCAUAAAGCCAAGAUCUGUAAAUUUAACGUGAGUGCGAUCAUUACAGUUUUACAAUUUUUUAUAUUAAUGUUGUUUGAUUGAACUAGACUUGUUUAUUUCCUUUCAUGUUUUCACAGACAAUAACAAUAUCACUUUUAGUUUGUCCUCUGAAGCGUGGGACACUGAAAGCUUUUAUGGAACUUCUAUAUAGGCAUAUUCUAUCGAAUGCACGAGUUGAAAAAGUAUUUUAUUAUCGGGACCGCAAUGAAGAAUAAAAAAAUAUUGUGACAGCCACGCAAUUCCGCGCUGUUGUUGACAGCUACGGUGUGAAGGACACACAAGAACUACGCUGUAUAAGCAGAACGUCGACGUCUCGAGCAAAAGCCUUUCCAGUCGGGAAGUUAGUAUAAGCGCCGGUCUAACGGUGGUAGUCAGAGCUUGCCUGUGUGAAACUUGGCUGUGAGUAUAGCAGCUACGUCGCAGGCAUAUCACAUACAUAUGUGAACUGGACUUUAGUAACACAUGGGAGUGAUAAUAGUAACACUUGUAGUAACACUUUGCCCUGUAGCACUACCGUAUAGGAAGCAUUUUUGUAUUGGGAGGGGGGGGGGGGCUGAUUAGUCAGGGGCGAUUAUUAGGUCAUUAUUUCCCUCUCAAACUUUACAGUCUUUACAGACAGUGAAGUAGCCAGCACGACGAUUUGGUCUCGCUAUGCAAAUUUCAACUCAUUAUCAUUAUUCAUUUCUUUAGAAAUUGAUUGUGUUGAUAUUUUAUAAACAUGGCAACAUUUGCUUGGCCGGACUGAAUCGUCGGGCUGGCUACGUCAGGAGAGGGGGUUGAAGAUUGGGGAGGGGGCUGAAGUCCAGCCCCCCCCCCCCAUUGCUGCGGCCCUGUGUAGUAACACUUGACCUAUUUCGUAUACUAAUUACUGGACUUCGAAGAAGAACAGUUGAAACAUUUCGAGCUAUCCACCCUUAAUUCAGUUUGUGUAGUACAUUACUUCAUCUCAUCUUUUAGCGAAGGUACAUCUUACGAGAACAGUUUGGUUUUCACGAAGAUAGCGCCGGCUGGCCAGUUUAGCCACAUACGGAUAGAGGCACGUGACAAAUUGGGCAACCCUAAAAAUUAUGGCGGGGAUUCCUGGCGAGUGAUGAUUAGAAGUGAGGGGGCGACCCUGGCAGCUGAUGUGUUUGAUUUCAAUAAUGGAACAUACGAGGCUUUGGCGCUUCUUAUGGAGCCAGGGUUGUAUACUUUGGAUGUAAAGUUGGAUUACACAUUGUGCGAUGGACUACGCAACCCUCCUGUCGAGUGGUUUCAUAAAGGUAUGUACAGAGGAAUAAGGAACAGCGGUAAAUUCAAUUCCUUAAUUUGUAUGUAAAAUAUUUUGUCUGCUUAGAUCUCUCAUUUUUAGCCUAAUUAUGUAUCAUCUAUAUAAUAUAGUCUAUCCAUUAACCAUCGAUAGUCUAUUCAUCUAUGAAUCUAUCAUCUACAGUCGAUUCAUCCAUCAUGCAUCUAUAGUUUAUUCAUCUAUAGACCAUUCAUCUAUCAUCUAUAGUCUAUUCAUCUAUCAUCUAUCAUCUAUAGUCUAUUCAUCUAUUAUCUAUAGUCUAUUCAUCUAUAUCAUGUAUAUGGUCUAUUCAUCUAUCAUCUAUAUAGCCUAUUCAUCUAUCAUGUAUAUAAUCUAUUCAUCUAUCAUAUAUAGUCUAUUCAUCUAUCAUUUAUAGUCUAUUUAUCUAUCAUCUAUAGUCUAUUAUCGAUAGUCUUUUCAUCAAUCAUAUAGUGUAUCCAUCUCUUAUCUGUAAUAAAUUCAUCUAUCAUCUAUAGUCUGUUCAUGACGAUGAUAAACUUUAUUUAAACACGCUAACCUUGUCGGCUAAAGCAUCCUAUACAUAAAACUCUUUUUCAAUCACACAUGCGUAGACAAUUAUCUAUAUAAUCUUUUCAUCUAUUGCCAUUCAAUACCCCUAUGGUUUUCAUGUUUAAUACUCAUGCCUAUGGUUUUCAUGGUAUGAUACUCAAGUCUAUGGUAUUGAUGUUCUUAUGUUGUUAGUUCACUGUUCGGGAGUUUUGAAAAAUCAAACAGAUAUUGGGACUGAGCUCUUUGCUGACAUGCAGGAUUAUAUCAAUCGGAAAAUAGGAGAUGGUCAGAUUUUGACAAUACAAGUUGCGCCAUCUAACAUAGAUCGCACGGGUAAGAUUUGAGUAAUUAUCUGAUUACAUGAAAUACGUAACGCAUUCGAAGAUAUUUGAUCAACACAUGGCUGUGUAAACUUUUUCCAACCACAAAAUUUUAGUUCAAAUGUUUUGAACUGCUGUCUCCAAAUCAAAGUAAGAACAAGGUUUAAAAUAUAAUAUUUUCUACUCUAAUGUUAUUUAUUAUAUAUGAGAUGAUUUUUAUCAUCCUUAUUGUAGAUAAUGUGGAUGUGAUUUUUAUCGCCGCUCGUAAGAAUCAAUAAAAUUAAUGGAUGUCCAGUACAGGGACGAAACUAGCCCCUUUUAAUUGGGGGGGGGGGUGUCUGCUAGAAUUGCCCUGCGAAAGCCGUUGAUGCCCUGCAGAAAAACUUUUUUCGUCGACCCCCCCGUCGCCAAAAACAUUUCGGUCAGUAGUGUACCAUUUUGGGGGUCAAAAUUUUUUUCCGGACAUUCAAAAGAGGCCAAAAAAAAUUUUCCGGACAAAAACCAGUUAGAUUAAAGGUAAAAAAACAUUUUUUCGGACAUACACCAGUUUAAUUAAAGGUCAAAAAUAUUUUUUCUCGGACAAAUUCCUGUUGACACAUGCAUGUUAACACCAUUAUUUUUUGAACAAUAUCUGAAAUUUAAAAUUUUUCAUUGCCCUGCCAAUCCAGAUGAUUUGCCCUGCCAAUCCAGCUUGGGGGGGGGGGUGUCACCCCCACCCCUUAAGUUUCGUCCCUGGACUCCAGUAUGCUCAUGAGCAUGCUCGCGUGGCUUUUAGUAUUUAUACAAUUUUUUGCUUGGGACUAACUAUAUAAUAAACAGAGCAUUACACGUAAUAGACCUUUCCCCUUAUAACCAAAAUUUUGAUCUAGGCAAGUCUAGACAAAUAUGUCAUCACAGCUUGAAAGAGCAUCACAAAAUUAGUAAUCUUCCAAAGUUUCGUUGCGAAAUGUUGUAAAAUAGAGCCUUGCGAAGUUUGCAAUUUUCAGUCAUUUUGCAUUACAAACGGGAAAUUGCAGCCCCAACACCCGAAUCGGAUGUCAAUUUCCCGUUUGUAAUACAAAUUGACUGAAUAACGGCAAACUUCGCAAGGCUAUAUUAUCCGCAUUUUACAAGAUUUUGCAACAAAACUUUGGAAUAUUACUAAUUUUGUGAUGUUCUUUCAAGCUGUGAUGAAAUUUUUGUCCAGAUCGAAAUUUUAGUUAUAAGGGGAAAGGUCCAUUGGCUUGAAGAUAUGGCUUUUAUCUUCUCGUGUUAAAAACAAUAUUUUACUCACUCACUCGUAAAAUAUUGUUUUCACCACUCGAAGAUAAAAAGUCGUAUGUAUGUUCGUGAGCACUCUCAUAUAUAUGUACCAAAAUCCGAUACGCUCAUGGGACAACAACUUAUAUGACUUACACGAUGGAAAUUUUUAGGCCAUGCUCAACUCAUGGUGGAAGCUGAUAAUGAAUGUGGCUUACCUUGUAGCAAAAAAUUAUGGGACGGUUAUGGUCGUUGGGAUUUAAAGAAUCAAUGGAAACCGUUUAUGGAUGAGAUUAAUUUACCCUCUUCACUAGGUAAGGUUCAUUUUUUAAAUUUGAUCUAUUUUUACCUAUAAAGACCAGGGAUGCCGGAACCACGGGUGCAGCGGGUGCAAGUGCACCCCUUGCCUUUUGCAUUUUCAACUUUGUGGGUGCAGUACGGGUGCAGAAUACGGGUGCAACGGGUGCACAAAGUGCCCUUUUUGCGUGAAAAAUUUUCAUUAAAAAUUGCAUUUUUUGCGCAAAGGGCAUUUUUGAAAAAUUCAAUCUAUGUUAUUUCCGGAAAAAUGUUUUAAUUUCCGGAAAAAAUAACAUUUUCCGGAAAAAUUUUCGGUAUGUCCGGAAAAUUUUUUUCGUAUUUAGGAAAAAUUGUGGUAUGUCCGGAAAAUUUUUUUCGCAUUUAGGAAAAAUUGUGGUAUGUCCGGAAAAUUUUUUUUACCCCUAAAAUGGUACACUGAGGUCGCCAAAAAUAAUUUUUAGAUGCCCUUUCUUUUUCAUUAGUGCCCUUUUGUUAAGGAAUAUGCCCUCUUGUUAACCAUUUGCACCCCUUGCCCCCAGCAACUUCCGACAUCCCUGAUAAAGACCCAGACACACCCGGAUGCGAUUCGACAACGAUUUUUCGAUUUUCAUUUGCAUGACCGAUAAUUUUGAUCCUGGAUAAUUCCGGAUAUCACAAAAAACCGAAUUCAAUAACUGCUUUAUUAUACAUUGCAUUUUCAUUAAUAACUCUUUUGACAAACAACGAUCUGUCGCACAAUGGAACUUUCGUUCUCAAAAAAAUCCCCAGUGAAAACGAUUUAAUUUAACACAAUAUAUAACAGUAAUAAAAUAAAAAUUAACAUUAGAAAUCGCAUUUAUACUUACUAGGCUUACUAAGAUUUCGAAAUGCUUAUCAGUAGCAUAUAGUUGUCAACAUAUGAUGGUCUGGAGACCAGACGAUCGUUAAAGCUACAAAAUGGAAGGCCAUUGUUUGAUGUUAGCUAUCCCUAUUGGACGGUUACUUAAUUAUACAAAAAUACAAUGAGUUCAAUCACCGUGCACAAAUUAGCAUAAACUCAAACAAAAACAUAAUACAAUGACUUCUGUUUAGUUAGCAGACCAUGCAUCAUAUCUUAUUAUUAUUUAAGCACAUUUUAUUUUGACAUAUGAGUACUACACAUAGACUAUUACAUUUGUGAAACAUAUGGAUAACGUAACAUCAAACAAACAGGUGCCAAAAGAGGCGAAGCACAAACGAGACCAUGUCCCAUGCAGGGUGCUCACCACUAAAUAUUACAGAACAGACAAAAUUACAAAUGAAAGGUUAGGAAUGGAAGGUUAGAAAUGGAAGGUUAGAAAUGGAAGGUUAGAAAUGGAAGGUUAUAGAAGCACAGUAGAUGAAAAGAGAGAAGAUGUAGAAAGAGAUACAUGGAGGAGUGGAAGAUGUCAGUUGGUUGUGAUCAAAGAGUGCGAGUUUGGCUGGUUCGUCAGGAGUGUAAGCAGGAGUGUAAGUGGAGAUAAGUCUUGUGUAGGUAUUUUUUAAAGUUGAGUUAGAAUGACGUAGCAGUUGGGAGGAGCAGAUUUACAUACAUAGUUCCCCAGUUUUACAAUUCUUGAUAGACUAUACAAGUAGGUAUACAAACUUAUAACUUUUCCUGCUUCAGGGAAGUGGCAUAAUUUUGAAGGAAGAAAGAACCUCGAUUAUAUUGGCAAACAUAAGAAAGGCGAGGGAACAUUUUGGAUAUAUGGUGAUUCCUUGAGCUUUUAUUUCUACGAAUCCUUUUCAAAGACUCAACAGCAUUUUUGUGAAACGCAUUUCAAAAUGUGUAAUGUUUCUUACAAUUGGAUUUAUCCCAAGACUUUGUAUGAAUUGGUGAGUUCUUGCAGAAAGACCUGUUUACACUUACGAUUUUAAUUACGUGCGAUUUCCUUCUUCUGGUGGAUGUGAACGAGUACAGAUGAGUUAUAAGUGUUCUGAGUACACAUGUACCUUCAUCUGAGCAUUCAAUCCAUUCAUAACUUACCCACUUGUUUAUAACCAUCAGAUGACGAAAAUCGCAUUAGAAAUCGUAGCAAAACUUGCUAAUGUAAACGGGGUUUAAGAUUGCCCUGUUGUGACAUUACGCAAGCAUGUUUAGAGUAAGGGGAACAGUAUACUUUAGAGAGAAUAGAGUAGUAUGGUGCAUGUCUAAGGUAUAAUACAUGAUAUGGAAUGGUAAGAUGUGGAAUGGUAAGGGAUGGUAAGAUGUGGUUCGGUCAUACCAUUUCAUGACAUGGAAUGGUAAGAUGUGGUUGUGUCAUUAUGAUAUGGAAUGGUAAGAUGUGGUUGUGUCAUUAUGAUAUGGAAUGGUAAGAUAUGGUUGUGUCAUUAUGAUAUGGAAUGGUAAGAUAUGGUUGUAUCAUUAUGAUAUGGAAUGGUAAGAUGUGGUUGGGUCAUUAUGAUAUGGAAUGGUAAGAUGUGGUUGAGUCAUUAUGAUAUGGAAUGGCAAGAUAUGGUUGGGUCAUUAUGAUAUGGAAUGGCAAGAUAUGGUUGUGUCAUCAUGAUAUGGAAUGGUAAGAUAUGGUUGGGUCAUGAUAUGGAAUGGUAAGAUGUGGUUGUGUCAUUAUGAUAUGGAAUGGUAAUAUAUGGUUGUGUCAUUAUGAUAUGGAAUGGUAAGAUGUGGUUCUGUCAUGACAUGGAAUGGUAAGAUGUGGUUGGGUCAUACCAUUUCAUGACAUGGAAUGGUAAGAUGUGGUUGUGUCAUUAUGAUAUGGAAUGGUAAGAUAUGGUUGUGUCAUUAUGAUAUGGAAUGGUAAGAUAUGGUUGUAUCAUUAUGAUAUGGAAUGGUAAGAUGUGGUUGGGUCAUUAUGAUAUGGAAUGGUAAGAUGUGGUUGAGUCAUUAUGAUAUGGAAUGGCAAGAUAUGGUUGGGUCAUUAUGAUAUGGAAUGGCAAGAUAUGGUUGUGUCAUCAUGAUAUGGAAUGGUAAGAUAUGGUUGGGUCAUGAUAUGGAAUGGUAAGAUGUGGUUGUGUCAUUAUGAUAUGGAAUGGUAAUAUAUGGUUGUGUCAUUAUGAUAUGGAAUGGUAAGAUGUGGUUCUGUCAUGACAUGGAAUGGUAAGAUGUGGUUGGGUCAUACCAUUUCAUGACAUGGAAUGGUAAGAUGUGGUUGUGUCAUUAUGAUAUGGAAUGGUAAGAUAUGGUUGUGUCAUUAUGAUAUGGAAUGGUAAGAUAUGGUUGUAUCAUUAUGAUAUGGAAUGGUAAGAUGUGGUUGGGUCAUUAUGAUAUGGAAUGGUAAGAUGUGGUUGAGUCAUUAUGAUAUGGAAUGGCAAGAUAUGGUUGGGUCAUUAUGAUAUGGAAUGGCAAGAUAUGGUUGUGUCAUUAUGAUAUGGAAUGGUAAGAUAUGGUUGGGUCAUUAUGAUAUGGAAUGGUAAGAUGUGGUUGUGUCAUUAUGAUAUGGAAUGGUAAUAUAUGAUUGUGUCAUUAUGAUAUGGAAUGGUAAGAUGUGGUUCUGUCAUGACAUGGAAUGGUAAGAUGUGGUUGGGUUAUUAUGACAUGGAAUGGUAAGAUGUGGUUGUGUCAUUAUGAUAUGGAAUGGUAAGAUGUGGUUCUGUCAUGACAUGGAAUGGUAAGAUGUGGUUGGGUCAUUAUGAUAUGGAAUGGUAAGAUGUGGUUGUGUCAUUAUGAUAUGGAAUGGUAAGAUGUGGUUGUGUCAUUAUGAUAUGGAAUGGUAAGAUGUGGUUGGGUCAUUAUGAUAUGGAAUGGUAAGAUGUGGUUGGGUCAUUAUGAUAUGAAAUGGUAAGAUGUGGUUGGGUCAUGAUAUAUGGAAUGGUAAGAUGUGGUUGGAUCAUUAUGAUAUGGACUAAUGAGGCCAAUUUAGAUGCAUACAAAAGAAUAUAAAAUAAACGUAUGAGUAUAACAAUAUUAAUUGGCUAUAUUUUAUGAAUAAGGUUCAUGAAUAUAUAAGGUAAGUAAAGUAGAAAGACUUAUCCCUGUUUUUUGUAAGAAAGUUGUAAAAUAAUGCGAUCAAUUUUUAGACAGAAACGUGCAGUGAAACGGAGUUGAAGGUUCCUAAAGUUGUGUAUUAUCUCCGUGAAGUGACAAACAAACCUAAUAUGGUCGACGAAAAUUCUGUACUACUCUUUAAUGCAGGAGCACAUUAUGUCAAGGUAUGAAUCAAUUCAAAUAAUAAUAAAAUGUUCAGCAAUACGACAAAUCGCAGCAUGUAUAAAACGUACUUAUUAAGAUAGGUCAAGUAUAAGGGUAUCAGGAAAAAUGUACAAGGCUAAUCCAACUUGAUUUACAACUGGAUGGCUACCAGUUUCAAAUCGUUCUUCCGAGAAAACUGGAGUCAAACUGGAAGCACUCUUCUAGUCUUCUUGCAUGCAACUGAUGCAUUUCGGUCACAUAAUUUAUAUACCGACACAACUCUCUGAAAAACUCACAUAUACUAACAACACGUCAUCUUUUAAGUGAAUUCGUCCGUGAAUUAGAGAGAGGGAUCAUAGAAAAAUACUAGGACUCUAGGAGGUAGUGACCAGUGAACUAGUUCGUGUAGUUUUGCAUCUAUUUCGCAGGACGCUUGCUCUGGGGCAUGUGCAAAUGCAUAUACAAUUUCACUAUUAUCAUUUCCAUGAAAAUCGAACAUCCUUAUUUCCAAGUUUUAUUAUUUUGUUUCUAGACAGCAAGUUUUGAGCAGUAUAAAGAUGCGAUCAGUGAAAUAGCGAGAGUGUUAAGUGAGGAAUUCAAAGGCAAGGCAAUAUGGAAGUCAACAGCAGCGAUGCACGACCAAACUGCCUCAGUGAUGGGCUCAUUUCGAAGGUUUACCACUGAUCAGGUAUUUAUGACGUAGGGAAAAAUUUCAAAAAUGCAUGAUAUAUUAAAAUGAUAGGCCUACAGUUAUUAAUGUCUUUCUAAUUAUGUAAUAUCAUCUCUCUUUCUUUAGCGUGUAAAGCUCUUCAAUGCUUACAGUAAUGAAGUAAUGUGCAAAGCUGGUGUCACAUUUCUCGAUAUUUAUCCCAUCUCCGCUUCCUAUCCGGACGGAACGAAGGACGGAAUACAUUAUGAAAGUAAAGUAUUUUACCCUGUGGAGGAACUGCUUGUUAGUUAUUUCAGUCGUGAAUAGGUAGAUGUAUAUUUUUGUAAUGCUUUGCUGGACAGCAUAGGCGUACGGGGCUGAUGCUUUCCGGGGGGAGGGGGGCAGUUUGCCCGAAUUUUUAUGG
This is a messenger RNA of Paramuricea clavata, 16733 nucleotides long. The record is from the annotation of a GenBank genome assembly. NCBI's taxonomy places the organism in Eukaryota, Metazoa, Cnidaria, Anthozoa, Malacalcyonacea, Plexauridae.